AUGCCGAACAUUAUCCUGUUGGUUUCAAGGGGGCUGACCCCUCCUGGCUCCUGCUCUAGUACCGAGGAAAAAUCAAAACAUGAAGAAUGCAAAAUCUGCUCUUCAAUAGGAUCUAAUCUCAUUUCUCUCCAGCAGCAAAUAAAGACAUUAUUGAUCACAGUGAAUAACCUUAUCACAUCUAAUGACUCUAAUCUUGUUCGUGAUGUAAACAAAGAGGACAAUGGCCAAUCAGGAAAUUAUAUUGAUGAUCAACUAAAGGCUUACAGAGAAAAGCACCGUGCAAUCCACGAAAGUUCUUAUAGGCCCAAAAGCAAGAACGAUGUGAAAGCAGAAAUUCUCAUUAUCAGCGAUUCCAUGACAAGAGGAUUAGUUCCAGCCCGAUUGUCAAAACGUCGUAUUGCAUGUAAGACCCUCCCAGGCGCUAAGCUUGAAGAUGCGUAUGACAGAGUGUGUGACUCCGUUCAAAUGAGUAAACCUGCUCAGGUUAUUUUUCACCUUGGAACAAACAAUGUCAUGAUCGAUGACUCCAGUGAAAUUGUUGCCAAACACACCUCACUGAUUGAAGAAUUGAAGAAAUGCCACGGUUUCGAGUUUGUCACUAUUUCAUCAAUCAUUUUAUCGGCGCAACGAGAGCUCGGAAACUCGAAAGAAGGUGAAGUGGUCCAUAUCACAGUGCUGACCGAAAAAUAUACCACGAUAGAGACCCUCUCUGGUCAUGCUGGUGUACAGUACCAAUGCUACCGCAGUGUACCGGACAGAGAUGCCUCAUUGUCAUUUGGUCGAUCUGCACCUAUUACAACCAAUAGAUCACCGCCUAGUGAUCAGCCACAUUUUGUAUAUAGUCAUGUCAGAGUGAUCAGAUUCCCUAACAACAAUAAUUGGCCUUCAGAUGGUUUUGGUCCCUUCUACUGUGAAGCUGAAAAAGAGGAUCGAGACAUUACAAGGGUUACUACAUUUUUCCAGAGAAGUGAUGCUAAAUUCAUAACAAGUGAUGGCGUGUUUACGCAGACAGUCAAUGUGAAUUACACAGGAGUGGUGAUCUCAAUGACUAAUCGAGACCAACCUGAUGAUAAUGGCAAUGUGAUUACAUGGAGGAAAGAUGGUGGUAAUGUUCUUACACAAUUUGAGGGACAGACCAAUAUCAGCUUCCCAAACCCAAUCCAGAUGUCAGACCAAGGGAUUUAUGAGAUCUACUAUGGUGGCGAGAGGGACCAAAACAGAGGAGGAAUAUUCCGACUUAUUGUCAGGGAAUGUCCUGCUGGUAAGUGGGGUCCACCUGAAUGCCAUGGUAUAUGUGAUAACUGCUAUAAUGGUGGAGUCUGUGAUGACAAGUCUGGUCUUUGUAUCUGUCCUAACAACUUCAUGGGAGAAAACUGUUUAAAAAUUUGCAGGAAUGAUGGAGGGAAUAGGUUUGGAUUAACAUGUGAAUUUGAAUGCUCAAGACGUAACUUAAAUACUAGCUGUCGUGGCCUUCUGUUUUGCCUACCUGAUCCUUAUGGAUGUUCAUGUGAUGUUGGUUCCCAAGGUCUUGCAUGUGAUCGCGAUUGUGAUAUUGGCACAUAUGGUCCAGGGUGCUCACAAACAUGUAACUGUGCUGAUGUAUCAGCAUGUGAUCCUUUCAGUGGAAUUUGUACUACAGGUGGAUGUCAGUCUGGCUGGUCAGGGAACAAUUGUCAAAUUCCUGAUAUCUGUGAGGCUGGAUACUAUGGAUCAAAUUGCACGGAUAAAUGUCAUUGCAUGGAUGAUGUAUCUUGUGAUAAAACAACAGGAGCAUGUCCUAUGAAGUGUGCCUUGGGGUACAGCGUACGUAAUGGUCAGGAAAAUUGUCAAGAAUGUGAAGAAGGUAGGUUUGGCCUGGAUUGUCUUCAGCAAUGCCACUGUGCUCCAGAAGCCUGUGAGAUACAGAGAGGAUUGUGCGAUGGACAGUGUCUUACAGGCUGGAUUGAACCAUACUGUCAAAGAAUAUCACGCUAUGACUUAGUAAGAGUGAAUCCAUACCAACCAUCAAUCAUCACAUGUUAUGUUGAGGGGAUCCCACUUCCUGAUGCCUCAUCAGUUGAUCUUCGUCGACGUAUUGAUACCAACACUUACAACAUCACGGGAAUCACCAAGCGAUCAAGCUCUGUAUCAGGGUCAGAACGGGGUGUUCACUUUGAUAUUGAAAAUGUUUAUCCACCAGAAGAUGGGGACUAUGUCUGUGGUCUUAUUAUAGAAAACCAGUUCUACCCAACAAGCAUUACUAAUAUAACCUAUGUUCUUCCUGUCAUAAGUACGGCACCAUCUAUUGUCAGCACCACUUCAACUACAGUAUCUAUACAAUGGAAUGCCUGGUCUGCAGGAAAAGACAUAGGUGAUCCUCCCCUUAUAGGAUAUGAUGUAUUUGUAAGAAAAGGUGGCAUCUGGGAAAUAGAUCAGAGAGUAGAUGACUCUAUCACUUCAGCUACUGUUAGUAACUUGACUCCUGACACAGAAUACAGGUUUCGUGUUGCAGCCGUGAGGGAAGGAGAGGGUGGAACAGGUCCAUGGUCUCCAAGGAUUGAUGCAAUCACUCUGUGUACAGCACCAAGGUCUCCCCCAGCUGGAAUACAGGUGACAGCCAACAAUCCUAAAGAACUAGAAGUGACAUGGGAGUUCCUCUCAUUGGAUUCAGCAAACUGCAGGAGUGGUGUGACCAAUUAUAUGAUCUACUAUGCUCUCUCUGGUUCAUCAUCCACAAACUCUCGCAUAGUUUCUAAUGAUACAAGCUCCUAUACGAUAACAGGGCUGGGGACCUAUCUGGACUAUACCAUUGAAAUAAGUGCUUCAAAUAAAGAUGAGGAAAGUGACAAGAGCAGUGAGAUAAUCGGCAGAACACUUGAAGAAGUUGCACCAGCUCCUAUCAACGUGGCCAUACCAAGAAGUACUAAAAGUUCUUUCACUGUGUCGUGGUCCACUCCUCUCCCAUCGAACGUAAAUGGUCAUAUUCAGAUGUACACCAUUCGCUACAAGCAAAGCGAUCAAGGAGAUGAUGAUGAUUAUAUCAUGGAAAAUGCGUUGACAGAUGCAUUUGAAGCAGAACAUACUGUGACGAAUCUUCUGUAUGGUGUUAACUAUACAGUUCAGGUCCAAACUGUCAAUGGAGCUGGUUCUAGUAAGUGGUCGUACCCAGUCAGAGCUAAGACCAUCCUUGCUGGUCAUCACUGUAACGGGGUGCAAGUAGGCACUAUAAUUGCAGGUGUUUCAAUACCUCUAAUCAUCAUCAUCAUCUUCCUCAUCAUUCUCAAUGUUGUUACGUAUAGGAGGGCCAGACUAAGACAUCCAGUCACCGCAUCGUCAAAAGACACUGCACGUGAGCCAUCCCCAAGGUAUGAGAACCCUGCAUUUGAUGCAUCCAUGCGCACCUGCAAAAACGUGGAUAAAGACACCUACCAAGAUCUCGAUAUCGACACCAGGGACUACCAGAACCCUACUGACCCCCACACAUAUCAAGGGCUUAAGAAAACCAGCAUCGAUACCUCGCAUCAGAGUGUCAGCCAACCAGAGCCGGAAAUCACUUAUGAAUACAUUUAGAAUCGACUCCUAAGCACAGUUCCACUACCGAAUUACAGAAUGAAGCAAGUGCCAGAAGUGAUGUGCGUGUAUAUCUGUGUGUGUGUUGGUGGGAGGAUGCGUCUGUGUGUGUGUACAUUUUUGUGUGUGGAAGAAAGAAAUAACAUAAUAUGAGUGUCAAUAAUUAAUAAAUGGGUGAGUAUGGGUAUGACAAAUGAGGGUGUGUGUGUGAGUAUGGUAUAAACAAUUAAUAUAAGGGUGUGAGUAUGGUGAGCAGAACUAAUAUGAGGGUGUAAAUGAUUGUGUGGGUGCACUGUUAGAAAAUUUAUCCUUAAAAUAAAAGAAGUUCCUGCAGCAGAGUCUCGAGAACACCUGUAAUCUUACAAGAUUGCGUAAUCUUACAGAUAAUUGGUAUUUGGUGUAUGGAACCUUACAAAUUUUCUUUAAUAAAACACCCUUUUCUCCUUUUUAAACAUACCUGUUCUGUUAAAUUGCAGAAAAAUUCAUGUUUUAUGAAUUUAAAAAAAUCUAUGUAUAAUUUGCAUUCACAUAUUCAAUGAUUAUGUAGCAAUAUUCAUGUUUGAAAGAGAAAAGAAUAGAUAUCAUUUAAAACCAAACUAUAACAGUAUAACGGAUGAGAGAGGCGCACUUUAUCGGUUUUUCAAGAAUGGGUGUUGAAGUGAGUAUGUGACCCAACAUCACCCCAAAACCAAGGAAGGUUCUUUAAAAAUAGCUUAAACAGUCAUGAAUUUAGUUGGAAAAAAGAAAAAAAUGAAAAUCACCGUGUGCAAAAUAAUUCUCCUUCUGACAAAGUUUGAAGUUGUAAAAUUCAAUAAAAGAUGCGAAGGACGCAGUUUUGAUUUUUAACAAUACCUUUUUUUUCCGGACUGCUUAGAAAUUUCACUGAGAUUCAAUAGUGUCCUACGGUUGGGUGAAUAGAUCCCUUUGAAUCUUCAUGGCCUUAGGAAGCGGGGGUGCGAGGGGAUUUUCCUAGGGGGUACUUAGUGUGUUAUUCUCCAUAGGCAGCACUCCCUGGAAUUAUGGUAGAUGUGGCAAAAUUUAGAAAUAUAAACCAAAAUUUCCUCUUUUUUUUUUUUUUUUUGGGGGGGGGACUUGUCAGAUUUAUCGGGACCAAAACGACCUUCGUUUUGCAGUGAAACAUUAUUUUUUAGAGGAGGGGGGGGUGGGCUUGUUAAAUUAACAUCAGUACCCCUAUGUUAAAAAAAAAGGUUCCAUGACCCUACUUAUUUUUUGAAGCUCUAACUUAAUCUAUUUUUCUAUUCAAUAAUUUAAGUACUUCCGUAGUUUUUUUCUUUGUUUUUUGAGUUUUGAGGUAUAACAUAUUAUUUCAAAGCUUAAGAUGUGCCACUUCCAGGUCAAUGGAAAUUUCAACAUUCAUCUUGGGCGUAUAUUGCAACCCUAUCAAAUUAAAUAUAUAACACAGUAUAUUGCGACAAAGUGAUCGCAAACGAUCGCAGGAGCAAUUGGGAAAGCCCCCUAAGGGAGGAGCACCCUUCUCUGUAUGUGGGGUUAAUAUUAACCUGUAUCGGCCGCACAGAAACGCUGUUAGCGUAACAUUUCACUAACACUGCCGUAACAAAGGGCCCUGUUACAACCGGUAAUCUCGCUGCGAUGGCUAUAAUGCAUUAUUUACAUCUGAGAUCAACGCUUGACAUCACAAUCUGUAUAGUAUUAUCCAUUAACAAAUCAGCUCCAAACAACAUGGGUAGAAAUACCGCACAGAAGGCACAGAAAGCUGUUGUUAGGGGAUUAGAGUGAGGCAAACUCUAUUAUUUGUGCGUAGUGAUCUAGAUUUAACUUAGAUUUACGUAUGAUUAUUUGCACAUCCUACAAGUUUAAAAUCUUGUCUAGGAAAGGGUAAAGGAAUGGAAUUCAUUAUCAUAUAGGCCUACAAAAUUGAAUUAUUAUUACAUUUUAAACAAGAAAUGGCAGCAGAUAGUAUAUAUAUAUUUACUAAUGUAAUUAAAAAAAUAUCGAAUAAGCUUC
This is a messenger RNA of Lytechinus pictus (painted urchin), 5535 nucleotides long. RefSeq names its product angiopoietin-1 receptor-like. NCBI's taxonomy places the organism in Eukaryota, Metazoa, Echinodermata, Echinoidea, Temnopleuroida, Toxopneustidae. The transcript has 15 exons. The record is from RefSeq and is a predicted model, not a curated record. Gene Ontology annotation, molecular function: protein binding. The coding region runs from base 1 to 3549 and encodes 1182 amino acids.